AUGGCAACCUCCAUCUGGCCUAAUUGCUUUUCUGCCGCUGUGGUGGCAAACGGCAUGGUGAACCUGUACCGUUGGUUCAUCGAAGCCCUCCCAGGAAAGCUCAAAGCGAGAGUGAAGACAGCUAGCCAAUAUGUUGCGGCGUUUGUCAACGUCCUGGUGUAUGCGGUGGUCCACUGGACAAUGAGAUAUUGGCGGAAGUUCAGAGGUCCAUCUCCAGUGCGGUAUUGGCUUGGACGAAUGCACAAUGCGACCACGUUUGAGGAGUGGGAGGAGGCAGCGCAACGCGUUGAUGCCCUUCUGGAUCUCAAUAUCUGGAGGCAGGAAGAUAAACACCCAGAGUAUGACUACCGCCUGAUUCAUCAGCGUAUGGCAGCCAUGAAAGAAGCGCACGACAAGAAUGACCUUCCCACAUUGUUCAACCUCCUGCGGUCGGGCCUCAUCCGGAACCUGGGCAACAUAACGUCCAAAGAAUUGUACAAUGGCGCCUUUGCUGGAACCAAGGAUCUGAUUGAGGACUAUAUCGGGCAGUUUCUCCUCUUCAUUGACGACAUUGUUGAGAUGAACAAGGGGCCAUAUCGGGUCCUCAAACGAGGGCGUGUUCCGUUUGCCAGCCUGGAGGACUCUGAUACCCCUGAAAGCAGCGCCGAGAACAAGCCUCGCGACACAGGUGAGCUUAAGGUUGACAUCCCGCCAACGGAAAAGGUCAAUCUCUUUCAUGGCUGGCGACAGACAUAUGGCCGCACCGCUCUCGUACUCCAAGGAGGGUCCCUUUUCGGAUUCUGCCACCUUGGAGUGGUCAAAGCACUCUUCCUCAGGGGUCUCCUUCCCCGCGUUAUCGUUGGUACAGCUACUGGUGCCAUAAUGGCAGCGUUGGUGGCCGUCCAUUCGGAUGACGACCUCCUCCAGGUGCUUAAGGGAGAGAGUAUCGACCUGUCCGCUUUCAAACGCAAAAAUGCAGAGCCGUCCGGCGAUGGUUGGCUCUCGACGACGUGGCGAAGGCUCAAGCGCUACGUGAGAAAAGGUCACUUCCUUGACUCGGAGGUUCUCGAGAAGUGCGUUCGAGACAACAUUGGCGAUGUGACUUUCCAAGAAGCAUACGAACGGAGCAAGCGGGUGCUCAACAUUACAGUGGUGACAGAUGAGCAAGACAGGAUCCCCAGGGUGCUGAAUUACCUCAAUGCUCCCAAUGUGGUCAUCUGGUCCGCUGCGGUGGCCUCAAAUGUCUCCUCUGGUAGGAUAUAUGGCCCUAACCGCGGGCCCCGGAUUCUCUGCAAAGACAAAUAUGGCAGAGUAGUUCCAUGGAGACCAAUGCUGAAUAGUCCCUUCUUCCACUAUUUGAAGGGUACUUACCAAGGCCGCAAUGCUCCGCUUCAGCGUAUGGCCGAGUUGUUUGGGGUCAACCACUUUGUCAUCAGUCAGGCACGCCCGUAUCUCUUGCCUUUCCUGCGGCCCGAGGUCCAUGGUCCUCAAAUUGAGAAGCGACAGCCAUGGCCGAUGCGCGCUAUCUCCUUCGCGCUAAAACUUGGUGUCUUGGAAAUGCGAUAUCGGCUGCGGCAACUCGACAGGCUAGGAGUCAUGCCACUUCCCGUUCGCCGGUUCUUGGUGGAUGAAGAUGUUCCGGGAGACAGCUUGACAUUGGUGCCCUCCAUUGAGCUGAAGGAAUUCGUGGGUCUUCUUGGACGACCUACUGCGGAGUCUAUCAACGACUGGAUCCUGAAAGGCGAACGAAGCGUCUGGCCCUCAAUGACAGCUCUUGAGGUCCGUCUAGCUAUAGAGAUGAAGCUCGAUAUGGCAUAUGAGAGAGUCCGGAAGGAAUAUUCCCGGGAGGUCAACAAAUCCCGGCGUAAGGACAAGAAGGGCAGUGAUGACGAUGGCCUAUCUUCCAAGCGGAAGAAGAAGGGUAGUGGGGAUGACAAAAAGAAGAAGGGAGAAUAUUAG
Molecule: messenger RNA, 1938 nt
Organism: Thermochaetoides thermophila DSM 1495
Lineage: Eukaryota; Fungi; Ascomycota; Sordariomycetes; Sordariales; Chaetomiaceae
Exons: 3
Coding region: 1-1938 (645 amino acids)
Biological process (GO): lipid metabolic process
Molecular function (GO): triacylglycerol lipase activity
Source: RefSeq, a predicted model, not a curated record